UUUUUUUUUUUUUGGGACUUGUAUAAAAAGGAGGUUCUAUAGAAUUAUAUAUGAAUCACACAAUUCAUAAAAGGAAAACCCUAAAUUCGUUUUCUCUCUUAAGUUUUGUUACGAGUUCAUAUGUUUUAUUCAUUUGCGAACUCAAUGUCUAAGUCGACGUCACUGUCUACCAUACUGUAUCUGAGGCAGAGGUUGCACGGGCUGAAGAUAUAUGAAACUUCAGAUCUAAUGCAGCACAUCAACACGUUCGAUGCAUUAGUCGGUGAACAAGUGUCCGUGGAUGUGAAAAUUGAGGAAAAAACUAAGGACAUGAUCUUGUUGUGUUCUUUGUCCCCCUUGUUAACAACACUUGACAUGAAGGUUGCUGCAUCGUUGCGCUUUCCAAGUGAGCGUUGGCUCGAAGUCAUAGCGAAGGAGCCUAGAGCUUUCGUUUACCAUAAUUUCUUGGCUCUCUUCUUUAAAUUUUGUAAGACAAACGAAGAAUGUGAACACUUGAUUAGCCUCGCGAAACCUAGUAUGGCGAGGUCCAAGGUGCGCAAUGCGAUAACCGGACUGGGUGAAGAAAGCAGGUUAUAUAUGUACUCUGUUUUCAUUUUGAUUUUUCCCUCUUCAGGUUUAGUUUGGAAAGAUUUGAGAUUUGGAAUUCUGUUAAUGUGGUGCAGCUCACGGACGAGUUCAGGAACUUUUCUUAGAAAAGGACAUGACAAAAUCGUGAAAGAGAUUGAGAAAAGGAUUUCAGAAUUCACCUUCAUUCCUGAAGAAAACGGAGAAGCGCUUCAAGUGAUCCAUUAUGAAGUUGGGCAGAAAUUUGAGCCUCACUUUGACGGAUUUCAAAGAAUUGCUACUGUUCUUAUGUAUCUCUCGGACGUUGAUAAAGGCGGCGAAACAGUGUUCCCUGAAGCCAAAGGAAUUAAAAGUAAAAAAGGAGUCUCUGUUAGACCGAAGAAGGGAGACGCUUUACUCUUUUGGAGCAUGAGACCUGACGGGUCUCAAGACCCGUCGAGUAAGCAUGGUAAGAGAGAGAGAGAUAUAGAGAUACGUUGCCUUUCUCUAAACUUGUUUUAAAUCGUAAUAAACCCUUAAUUAAUUACUUGUUGAGAUCAUUAGAUGUAAAACAAAUCUCUCAAAAAUUUGUUUGUUUGAUUUAGGUGGGAGUCCAGUAAUCAAAGGAAAUAAGUGGGCAUCAACCAAAUGGUUCCGCUUUCAUAAGUUCAACACUUAAUAACUUUCCAAGAGGUAAGCUCUUACCCUCACUUCGAGAGAUGAUGAAUUGAAUCCUUUGGAUUGUCUGAUAAUUUCAUUCUUUAGGUUACUU
Messenger RNA from Arabidopsis lyrata subsp. lyrata, 1315 nucleotides. RefSeq names its product probable prolyl 4-hydroxylase 11. NCBI's taxonomy places the organism in Eukaryota, Viridiplantae, Streptophyta, Magnoliopsida, Brassicales, Brassicaceae. Gene Ontology annotation, biological process: peptidyl-proline hydroxylation to 4-hydroxy-L-proline. The record is from RefSeq and is a predicted model, not a curated record. Gene Ontology annotation, cellular component: endoplasmic reticulum. Gene Ontology annotation, molecular function: iron ion binding; procollagen-proline 4-dioxygenase activity; L-ascorbic acid binding.